AUGCUUCCGAAAAGACUUUCAAUCUUUCUACUGUUUGCUUCACUAACUAUUGCAAAGAAGCGACAUGUCUCUGAUUUUGAGUUCUUCACGUUUGCUCAGAUGUUCCCUGCUGCUGUUUGCCAGGUCGACAAUAUGGAUGAUCCGGCAACAUGCAAGAUUCCGACCGGAGCUUCACCUUGGACUGUCCAUGGAUUGUGGUAA
Gongylonema pulchrum is the source of this 201-nucleotide messenger RNA. The record is from the annotation of a GenBank genome assembly. NCBI's taxonomy places the organism in Eukaryota, Metazoa, Nematoda, Chromadorea, Rhabditida, Gongylonematidae.